Molecule: messenger RNA, 471 nt
Organism: Vigna radiata var. radiata (mung bean)
Lineage: Eukaryota; Viridiplantae; Streptophyta; Magnoliopsida; Fabales; Fabaceae
Product: ripening-related protein grip22-like
Exons: 1
Coding region: 1-471 (156 amino acids)
Source: RefSeq, a predicted model, not a curated record
AUGAAUAAAAUUGGUGUGUUCAUGCUUUUCUUUUGCCUUACAAUAACACAUCUUCCAUCUCUUACAAACGCAAAGCACAAAUCCAAACAACAUCAUCGUCAACAUCAUCAUCGUCAUCAUCAUCGUUCCCCUAAGUACGUACCCUCUGGAACGCACGCCAUUCUCACCGUCAACAACUUUGCUCGCGGCGGGGACGGAGGGGGCGCCUCCGAGUGCGACGGCAAGUUCCACCCGCUGCCGCAAAGAGUGGUGGCACUGUCUACCGGAUGGUACAAUCACGGCGUACGGUGCGGGAGGAUGAUCAAAAUCAAAGCGAGAAACGGAAGGAGCACGGUGGCUAAGGUGGUUGACGAGUGUGACUCAAGGCGUGGCUGCAAAAACAACAUUGUUGAUGCUUCCGAAACUGUUUGGGAGGACUUGAGAUUGAACACCGAUGAUGGUGAAGUUCCAGUGAGUUGGAUCAUGCUGUAA